Messenger RNA from Gregarina niphandrodes, 1614 nucleotides. RefSeq names its product putative transmembrane protein. Lineage: Eukaryota; Apicomplexa; Conoidasida; Eugregarinorida; Gregarinidae. Bases 1 to 1614 code for a protein of 537 amino acids. The record is from RefSeq and is a predicted model, not a curated record. The transcript has a single exon.
AUGGAAGUCGGCGUGGCAUACUUCACAUUCGGCUUCCUCUUGAGUGUCAUACUCUGUCACAUUGUUGUCCGGUAUCAAGUAAAUGAUGUGGAGUAUGCAACAAGCCUGAUGUGUUUCGGAAUCGGACAAGUCAUCUGCUUGUUCCUGAGCCAGUAUGUGACGGAGUUGGCUCACAAGAAAUGGUUGCUGCCCACAUGUUUAGUACUCAUAUCUUUCCUACUCAUCAAUGACAUUACUGGAGGGCUAGUACUGGGUCUGCUCCGGCCCGGAAGAGGUCCUAGCUCCCCGGCAUCAAAAACAGCCAGUUCGCCAGUUGACUCGUCACCCGGAACAAGUGGAUUAUCAAUACCUUCUUGGCUGGAAGGUUGGUGGAGCAGUGAGAAGUGGUGGGGACCGCCGACGCUUAUAUUGAACGACGACGAUCCGGUGACGCCACACAUCUUUUCUCUGCUCAUGGGCAUGCUGUUCAGUUCGUGUCGAUCUGCAUUGAGCUUGCUAGUCAGGGACUCUGAGCGAAUACGUCACCAGAAAAGGUCGGAGUUGUGUCUACUGUUAUGCGCUGUCGGGAUGACCUGUGGUAGCGUUCUUUAUCGCCUACCACUUGGCGUCCAGAUUGUAUUUUUAGUAGUGGCGAGUGCCGCUGGUGGCACUGCGGCAGUGAUAGCCAGGCUAAGAUACCAAACUCCGUGGAUUCCUUCAGCUCGUCAUUCCUUAUGGCUGGAUCUGUCUGACCGCCAGCGGUGCGGCUCCGACGGCGACUCUUCGACGAACUCAUCCACUGAACAGAGUGACGACGACGAGCAGUCAACGGAAUCGGACACGCCCAAGUCGGGCACGCCUAAGCGCAGAGCCGUCAAGUUCCCGCCCAUCCAAUCCAGGUCGAUUCAGAUUUGCAAGUCGGUCUGGGAGACGUACACCAAGGCAAGAGGGACUCCGCGAUUCAAGAUUAGCUCCUUAGCAGCAGCAGCGUGUGCGAUGCUUCUGUCCUUUCUGCUGUGGGCCCCAAGGCUGCAACCCGGCACAAGACCGGAGCUCGUUGUGGCCGAGGCAUCCGGGUGUCUGGUUAUAGCGCGGGUGUCAUUUAUAUUCCUCCGGCGAUUCCUCCGGAAUCGGCCGUAUACGCCUUGGCACCAAUUGCCGUCGGAGGACCAGCUAGCACUUGGCGUGGGACUAACAGCGUUCGGCAUCGUGGCGUUCACCAUGGCGCCCAACUCUAUAUUAAUUUCCUGGACCAGCAUGAUGGUAACUUGUGCUGGAGUGAGCGAGAUGGAAUUGCUUGCUCACCGUCGUGGCUGGUACCGCGCGCCGCCGUCAUGGUUUGCAUCUUUCGAGUCUGCGGCCCUCGUAAUGCUUCCACCGGUGGUCGGUACAUUGGCCAAGAUCUGUACGCUGCAGGUGGCCUGUGUGCUGCUCGCGCUGCCUCCGUUGUUGACCACCGUGAUUACCGUCAUAGGUCAUUACAUCAUGAACUCACUCGAUCAGAGCUCGAUGUAUGUGCCCGGUGGUCGGUACAACGGCGGUCGUUGCACUGGUUCGAAUCCCAGCAGUGUUUACCACGACUUGGAAAGUUUUUCGGGCCCUGAUACAAUUAGUUUUACCUCCCCUAAUGAAUGA